CUCCUGUGGAGUUUAAUUCCUCUUUCUCUGCCCGAGCUCCACAAACGCAGAGAAGCCCGCUCGUGAUGAGACAGAGUCCAAAAGGUUCCUCCAGGCUUUAAAGACUUGGUUGAGAUGGGCGUCGGUCUGGCAGGUGUUGCUUUACUCGCUGCUCUGAUGCGAGGUGUCUCGUGUGAAAUCUGGGCCAUAACGCUGCCUCAAAGCAUCAUGGGAAUACUGGAGUCCUGUAUCACGGUCCCAUGUGGUUUCCAGAUUCCUGAGAAUCGUGAAAAAGACCUGCUCAUGAACUGCUCGACUGGAGUUGUUUGGAAGAAGGACAGUAAAUAUGGUCCUGUUGUCUUCAGUGAAGGCAAUCGGGGAAGCAACAAGAUUCAGGGUAUCGUUUUCGGAGACCUCAAAAAGAAGAACUGCACCACCAUGUUCCACAGCCUGCCACAGAACUACAGCGGCUCCUACUUCUUCAGGCUGGAGUGUUUAGGGGACUUCAAGUAUACCUUCACUAAAGGAGUCGUCAUCAGCGCUCAGCCAGGCAUGCCUCCCCCCCAGCUGACCCCCGUGAAGCAGGUGUCAGAGGGCGAUCUGGUGACGCUGCAGUGUUCAGUCCCUGUGCCCUGCUCCAUCCUGCCCCCCUCCCUCACCUGGCUCCCCCAAGACAUCGCCUGGCAGGCUCAGACGCAGAUAGAGCAGAAGGCGGAUGGACUGAUGGUCAUGACGUCCACGCUGACCUUCAUCGCCUCCGCUGACCAUCACAACAGGAGCGUCGCCUGCUGUGUUUCCUACCCGCUGACCAAAGGGGGCAGCACCAAGCCGUCUGCAAACACCCAGAGACUCAACAUCCUGUAUUCUCCCAGAUCAACAGUGGCGUCCCUAACCACACCUGGUUCUGGUUCUGGUUCUGGUUCUGGUUCUGGUUCUGGUUCUGGUCUUGUCUCUGAGGGCAGCUCUGUGGCUCUCACAUGUUCCAGUGAUGCUAACCCUCCUGUGAGCCUCUUCACCUGGUACAGAGUCCUCAGUGGACAGGUAGCUCACCUGUUCACAUCAAGAGUCUGGGACGAGGUCGAUGUCUCACUUGUCUCACCCGUCCUACCCGUCUUACCCAUCUCACCUGUCUCACUUGUCCCACCUGUCCCACCUGUCUCACCUUUUUCACCUGUCUCACCUUUCUCACCAGUCUCACCCGUCCCACCCGUCUCAGCCGUCUCACCCGUCCACCCGUCUCACCCGUCUCACCCAUCCCACCAUCUCACCCGUCUUACCUGUCUCACCUGUCUCACCUGUCUCACCUGUCUCACCCGUCCCACCCGUCUCAGCCGUCUCACCCGUCCCACCCGUCCCACCCGUCUCAGCCGUCUCACCCGUCCCACCCGUCUCACCCGUCUUACCCGUCUCACCUGUCUCACCUUUCUCACCAGUCUCACCCGUCUAACCCAUCUCACCCGUCUCACCCGUCUCACCUGUCCAACCCGUCUCACCCGUCCCACCCGUCUCACCCGUCUCACCCGUCUCACCCGUCUAACCCAUCUCACCAGUCUCACCCGUCUCACCCGUCCACCCGUCUCACCCGUCUCACCCGUCUCACCUGUCUAACCCAUCUCACCUGUCUCACCCGUCUCACCUGUCCCACCCGUCUCACCCGUCCCACCCGUCUCACCCGUCUAACCCAUCUCACCUGUCUCACCUGUCUCA
Messenger RNA from Labrus bergylta (ballan wrasse), 1686 nucleotides. NCBI's taxonomy places the organism in Eukaryota, Metazoa, Chordata, Actinopteri, Labriformes, Labridae. The record is from RefSeq and is a predicted model, not a curated record.